UCGUGCCUCUUUAUUCGCCUCUGUCUCUCUUGUUUCUGAAGAUGCCUCCAUUGGCUUUCGGGAUGAUUUCGGCAAGCGAGGGCUUGCUGUGUGGUGGUGGUUUUGGGAUUGUGUGUGUGUUUUCAUUUCUUUCGGGGUGUUGUGUAUAUUUCUCCGUCAGAACAGAAACAAAGUUUCCUCCGUUAUGAAUUAUACAUUCAAACAAUAACACAUUAAUUCAAUUAUUCAAAGAUGACAAAUGUUUAUGUGCUUUGCAAGUGACUCCAGCCAACAGAUUCCAGGCGCUUUUGCCGAGCUGCUUGCAUUUUUCUCAAUGAGAAUCGUCUUUCUGCCCCCUCAUCCACUCCAACCCACUCAGACAUCCCCUUGUAGGCCCAUAGAGGAACCCACAAAAAGCUCCCCACCCCUGUUGGCAGCCCGGCAGCCCGGCAGCCAACAGCCUCCCAAGGCCUGGGCUUGGCGGGCACCGGCCUGGGCUAUUUUAUCAGUGUGACAAUUGCCUGGGUUGGUGUGAUAAAUCAUCGUAAGUAAUUCCUGAAAGGGUGCGAGACUGUUGGGGGCCGGGUGAGGACUGUAAAUCUUUCCGGUUUAUUGCUCUAUGAACAUAUGCUCUGAUUGAAGAAGGCUUAGAUCCCUUCCUAGAGACAAAUUCCUGCAAAGCAGUCCCCCUCUUUGACUCAGGAUUAACACUUGCUGCUGAGACCACCGACUGGGCGCCUGGGGAGAGGCUAGGGGGUAGGGUCCUCCCGGUGGGGUUGGACUAGGUGCACCCCAGAAAAAUGCCAACUGGGUCCUUGGCCAGUCUGGGCCAGGUGAACAAAAGAAGGGACUUGCUGAUGGGUUUGGAGUCUCAGGCCUUCGGACCUUCCUGUGCCUCUGGAGUAGGGAUGUGGUGGGGCCUUAGCCCCCUCCUCCCGGCUCAUCUAUGUCUGCUGGGCGUUUUCUUUGGUCAAAGACCCUGGAAUCAGCGACAGAGCACUGGCCCCGUGUGUGAUGCUGCUGAGAAGCAGAGCUGGAGAGGAAAUCGAGACUGGGUUGGGGGCCUUGGGGUGGAGAGGCCCCGGUUGUGUGGGGAUUUUUGAAUGCGGGCCUGGGCUAUGGGAGGGCCCUGGGAGCUCAAUACCGUACAGGCCAGGAGCUGGCUCAGCCUCGCCUAAUUUUUUCCACAUGCAGAAUUCCCACCCAACCACUCCCUAGAGUGGUGGGAACCUGUCCUGAUUUCAUAUGUCUUAUGUAGAAGUUUCCUUGUCCCCCAGGUAAGCCUGGCCAGGACUGCUUUCACAGCCCUCCUCGCCUUCCAGGAGGCGCCGCAGGAAACGGGAAGCGGUGGCCUGGCAGUCGCUGGGUUUGAUACGCGGGUCGCGCCCAGCUCUGGAGGUGCGCCAGUCACAGUGGGCAGCGGCUUGGUGCCUGGGAGGCUCCAGGUCUCGAAGGACACGGUUGGGGCACUUGGGACGCAAAGACGGGAGGUCGCUCUGGGUUCAGCCGCCUGCUAGGCUAAGCUUCUUCUGUGGCUCUGAAGUGGCGACGACUCCGCUGUUGCUGAGUGUGGAACUAGCCAAGGGCCCAAGGAGUGGGGGUGACGGCGGAGUUCCCUGAGGUGACAGCCAGGGCUGAGAGCCGGUGGUUUCCACCUUAGAGCCGGAGCCAGAGCAUUGUCUCAACGAAACUACCUCGCUGGGGAAGUGGAGAGCAGGCGGCGGCUUAGGAGGCGGGAAGUGUUUUGCCCUGGUGCUUGCUGAUUCGGUGUAGGGGGCUCAGCUGCAGCCAGGGAGUUAGGGGAACUCUGGGCCUCUGGUGUUCCUCAGCCAUCUCCAGAGAACUUUGGAGGAGGCCUGCAAGAUUUCCAACCCCCGGAAUAAUCCGGUGCAAGGCCCGGCCAGUGUCAGAGGUCGUAGGGAGAGACUUUCAUCGCCCCCAUCCCGCUGCGUGUGGCCAGGCUGGGGCUGAGUCGGUCCGGAGCUGAGAGCUAAGGUUCUUUCCUUCCUCCCCAUACCCAGCCAUAUUUGCCCCAAGGUAGGGGCCGGGACCAGUGCCUCCUGUGCCCCUCCUCCCAACCCCCAGGCCUGGCUGAGCUCCGGGGCUGGAUGGCGUGAAAGUUUCAACCUCAAUCAGUACAAUCUUCCCUCGGGGUCACGUGAACAAAUAUGCUCGCAUUUGAAGGCAGCGUCUGUAUUUCCCGACUAUGAGGGGGUUUCUAGGGCUCUCUCCAAAUCCAGAAAGGACCACGUUCCGCAAGCAAAACAAGCCCCGAGCUCUGGGGGGCCUGGGAGGGUUGGGCAGAAGCCCAGGAGUGGGUGGGGGCGCGGGUGGCCGUCGCUCUGGGCCUGAGAGCGGACGGGCGGGCGGGUGGACCGACGGGCGCGCAGCGCGGGCGAAGCCAGCUCGGGGACUACGAACUCAUUCCUCCUGCGUUUAUUGGUAGUUGAACCUCAGCCUGGUUCCGUUCUACCGGGAAUUCCGUAUGCUCGGGUAUAUGGCCGCUUCUGCGAGCACACAAGACCAGGGUUGGGACAGUGUUGUCUGCAGACAAAGGGGGAAGGCUAGCUCUGCCCCCCACUGGCGCCCACUCUGAGGCCGAGGACACCAGGUUUAUGAUAAAUUGAGAUCCAGGUAAGCAAUUGCAUGACAAAAUGGAAAUCUUUGGGCAGGGGGCUGCUUGCCGCCCUAAGCGGGAUACUAAAUAUGAUUUAUUUUGUGUAAUCUGUAAUCUUGAUUAUUGCCAAUUGGUGAGGCAGCCCGCGUAGACGUAGAUACACUUCUACAUAUACACCGAAGGUGGUGAUUUAUCGUAACCAGGCGCGCUUUCUGGGGACGUUCCCCGCCUACCAAAAGGUUAGGAGGACACUACCUUGCCAGGUUUGAGGGUGGCCGAUAGCAUGGGGGUGGAAGAAGCAGUUUGAGGAAGGGAUCUGGUGAAGAUAUUGGGGCUGGAGAAAGUAUUUUUGGAUAAAUGUGCAAUUAUGAGAAUAAGCUGAAAAUAAAAGGAAUUUUAGAAGUUUUUACACUGUCCCUGCUAAAGUAAGUUGGAGCGUCAUAUUAAUUCCGUACCUUGGGCUGCCAGGCUGAGCAUAGGAGGGUUGAUUUAUAAGUAUUUAAAAUAAAUUCAGUGGCUAGCCAGCUCCCUGCAUUGUUCUGGGAGUGAGCUACACAUGCUCAGCCUUUACCUCUUGCUGAUGGCUUAAUAUUUUUUUUUUGAGAGGUUAAAAUGCUACUGAGCUUCUCCCCCACAAAUUCAAGAGAAACCCAAACUAUCCAGAAGAGUUUGGGAGGCUCAUCAAUCUAGGCUUUUUACUGUCAUAGGGACAGAGAAAGGGUUUAGCGUUUCUGGGUCCUUCUCCCUAAAGAAUUCUGAGUGAAGAAUAAACCAUAUACUGGUUCUGGAUCUCUAUGUAUCCUUUUGUUUACUUCUUUUGACUGCUGGCUGGGGGAGAAUACAUCCCAUCCUCAGUCUUUCCAGAGUGAGUGGUUCCAUACUCAAAGGAACUGCCACUGGGCUAGACUGGACUGGACUUCUAUAGGGAAAGGACCCCCAAAGCAAAGAGCAGUUCCUUAACCUAGGUUGGGACAGGCCCCAUCAGGAGAGGGACUGACUUCCAGAGACUAUGGAAGUCCCAUCAAAUGAGAGCAGUAAAGUUGUUUCAUCAAUUGCUGGUGCUUGGUGCUUGGCUCCAUCAAAACCUAAAGUCGCUGGACAUUUUUCUUUGCUGGCUGCCUUGGAGCUCAGCGCCUGCCAGCUUAGUCAGCUGAAUCCAAUUACUGCAAGCAGCAUUUCAUUUGGCCCCAUGGAGCACUCACUUAUAACUUCCCCGAAAAUUUCAAUAAUCCCCAUCAAGGCUCCAGGCUGGCCCUACUCUAAAGAGUUUUCCUGGGGUGCUACUGGGGGAUGGGGCAACAGGGCUGGAGGCUGCCUGGAACCAGGUCUUCCUUGACAGCUGGCAGACAGGGCUCCCUUCUCCUGCUCCCCUCAGUUUUUUGUUUUGUUUUGUUUAAUAUUUAUUUUUUGGCUCUAGGGAGGGUACUAGUGCUGGUGGCCCAGAGCCAGCCUGGCUAAGGCCAAGAUUCUGGGCAAGUAAGGGACCAAAGUUGAGUCAAAAGAUGUUGAGUGACAGGGGAGGGAUCUAAAAGAAAGUGCUAGGAGCUCUUCUGGCGAUCCAACUUUUGCCAACUUGGGCUACUUUUCCAGUCCCAAACCAAUAGCCCAAAGCGCAACAUCACGGAACACCCAGGUGCAAACUAACCCUGUUCCUCCUGGGAUGGAAAACAAAAUCUAGCUUGAGGUAUCAGGGUAUCAUCAUCAUAUCCCUGGGUGGCCUCUUAGAUCUUUCUGAGGGGAGGCUCUUGCUUCUAAAGAACCCCUUUUUAAAAAUAAAUAAUCAAGCAGCAAAAGUUGACGUCCACCCUUGAGAAUGUAUUCUAGGAAGAAGCUUCAGAGAUCCUCUAGCUUGCACCUGGUACCUUGCACCUCCACAGAGACACCCCCAGGGUCUGGACCAGCCAAGGGGGCUGGGAGGGCAGUCAAGUGACUUGCCCCCUGGGCCAAGGCUGGCUAGGAAGGUGAAGCUGGGGCUCCAAGUUAGGAGCCCUACCGGGCUGGUAUCUCUUGGAGCCGCUUCCGUUGGGUGUUCAUUAAGGGGUGAGUUAUUGCAGUGUGAGCCAAAGGUCACUGCAAAGGCUUAUGGCUGUGCGCUGUGGUCUUUAGAAGUGCCUGGAAUGCUUUGUGUGAGGCUUUCUGGGUGUAGUUUAGUGUUUGCAAACUACUGAGUCGACAAAUUGUGCAGAGCAGAUUCAGAAGUGGGAUUCUGUCCUUCUCCAUUCACCUGAGCAGGACAGGGACCCCUGCACACCCAGGCCCCUUAGUCUGGGUUAUGCGGUGGGGAUGAAAAGGAUGUUUGUUUCUUAGGCAGUUUGUAGCCUGAUCCUGAGCCAGAAGUGAGCCCAAGCUAAGAGCAUGGUGGACUUAGAGGAGAGAAUAACUCAGGGAAAGCAUCAGAGGUAGAGUGUUAAUAUACAAACCAGGAAACAGUGCCCUGUUUCCUUUUCACUGAGGCUCUGUGGGGCAGCUUGGACUAGGAUCCAUCCAGGCCUAUCUAUCCACCUUUCCUAGUGCCCUCGUCAGUAGCUUCCCUCCCACUUUUAUUCUGCACAUUAUUUUUUCUGCUCCUAGGACUGUGGGUUUAAACUCCGGGAUUGGAACCAGAGACAUUUAGAGCUUGGUAGGGGCUGGAGGAGAGCAGAACAGUUUCCCUGCACCUCUGACCCACUUGGCACACCCUCUGGCAAGAGGAUCUGGCACUUCCCUCAGGUCUGGGCUUCCCACUCCUCCCCCCCCACCCUAGGAAACCAAGGAUUUUGGUGUUAUCAACUUCUAGCUCCCCAGGAGCCAAAUGAGUCUCUUUUCUGCUGGGGAGAAGGCCUCAGGAUGGCUGUGGGCACCAUAUACGAAAGUCACAUUGAUUGUGAUACCCUUAAAGGGGGUAAAGCCCCUCGACAUGUGUUUUCAAGAAAGAAAUGGCUGCUACUGAGAGUUUUCCAUUUUGUUCCAGAUCCACCUCCACAGAAUAUCAAAAGAAACCGGAAGAGCCUACAAAAAGUUAGAGACAAAAUUCAAGAAAAGAUACACAUACAUAAUUGUGACUUCACAGAGCUAACUUCACUGAUUCUCAUCCUGUCAUCACAAAGUGGACUAUCUGAACUUUCAUGAAAGAUGCUGUGACUUUGAAACCAGCAGGUCAUCUGGAGCCUGGGAGCUGGCCCAGCUCUCUCAGGAUUCUACAGACUUUGGAGGUGGCAGGAAAAGAGACAGUGGUAGUCAAUGUUAUUUGAGCAGGGUCAGCAGGCCCUGGAGCUUCCUGAGUGUACAAUGCAGAAGGCUGCUUACUAUGAAAACCCAGGACUCUUUGGAGGCUAUGGCUACAGCAAAGCCACUGACACUUAUGGCUACAGUAACCCCCAUCAGCCCUACCCACCCCCUGCUGCUGCCAGCUCCCUGGACACUGAAUACCCAGGUUCUGCCUGCUCCAUCCAGAGCUCUGCACCUCUUCGAGCCCAAGCCCACAAGGGAGUGGAACUCAAUGGCAGCUGCAUGAGGCCUGGCACUGGGAACAGCCAGGGUGGGAGUGGUAGCAGCCAGCCAUCUGGUCUGAACUCAGAACAGCAGCCACCACAACCCCCUCCUCCACCACCAACCCUGCCUCCAUCUUCACCCACCAACUCUGGAGGUGGAGUUCCUGCUAAGAAGCCCAAAGGUGGGCCAAAUGCUUCUAGCUCUUCAGCCACCAUCAGCAAGCAGAUCUUCCCCUGGAUGAAGGAGUCCCGACAGAACUCUAAGCAGAAGAACAGCUGUGCCACUGCAGGAGAGAGCUGCGAGGACAAGAGCCCGCCGGGCCCAGCGUCCAAGCGGGUACGCACGGCAUACACUAGUGCGCAGCUGGUGGAGUUGGAAAAAGAAUUCCACUUCAACCGCUACUUGUGCCGGCCGCGCCGCGUGGAGAUGGCCAACCUGCUGAAUCUCACCGAGCGCCAGAUCAAGAUCUGGUUUCAGAACCGGCGCAUGAAGUACAAGAAGGACCAAAAGGCCAAGGGUAUCCUGCAUUCGCCGGCCGGCCAGUCCCCAGAACGCAGUCCGCCACUCGGCGGCGCCGCGGGCCACGUGGCCUACUCGGGCCAGCUGCCGCCGGUGCCCGGCCUCGCCUACGAUGCACCCUCGCCGCCAGCUUUCGCCAAAUCACAGCCCAACAUGUACGGCCUGGCAGCCUACACGGCGCCGCUCAGUAGCUGUCUGCCACAGCAGAAGCGCUACGCGGCGCCGGAGUUCGAGCCCCACCCGAUGGCGAGCAACGGCGGCGGCUUCACCAGCGCCAACCUGCAGGGCAGCCCGGUGUACGUGGGCGGCAACUUCGUCGACUCCAUGGCGCCCGCGUCUGGGCCUGUCUUCAACCUGGGUCACCUCUCGCAUCCAUCGUCGGCCAGUGUGGACUACAGUUGCGCCGCGCAGAUUCCUGGAAGCCACCACCACGGACCAUGCGACCCUCAUCCCACCUACACAGAUCUCUCGGCCCACCACUCGUCUCAGGGACGCCUGCCCGAGGCCCCCAAACUGACGCAUCUGUAGCGGCCGCCGGGCCAAACUUGUGGUUCAAUUACCUCUCCAGCUUUGGUGGUGGGGGUGGAGGGCGGGCCCCGCGGGGCAGCUCGGGGACCCCUUCCCCGGCUCUGGUCUGGCCGCGGCAGGGGCUCAGGAGACCAGGCCUCCCUUCCAUGUGCGUCCUCCUUUGGGUGACUCGCCAUAAAUCAGCCGCAAGGAUCCUCCCCUGUAAGCCUGACAGUGCCAAGUACUGCGGACGGAGGGACUCCAAUCUGGUAAUGGUGUCCCAAAGGUAAGUCUAAGGUCCAUCGGUGGCGUGCCCAGCCGAGUGACAGAGCCCUAAGAGUCCCCGUCUUGGCCCGCGUCUAGCUUAGUUGCGGAGACCUUAAUUUAUAUGCUCCUUCCCGUCCCGUAAAGAUUGCAUCGGACUAAGCUAUCUAUUUAUUUGAAGCGAAUCAUUUCGUUUCCUUGAUUAUUUAUCCUUGUCUGAAUGUAUUUAUGUGUAUAUUUGUGGAUUUCUCCAGCCAAUUUAGGAACGCUCCUAGGCCGUGGGGCCACAUUUCACUUCUUUAGUCCCCUUGGUCUGAACUAGUUGAAAGAGUAGUUUUGAACAGUUGUAACUGUGGCUGGUAUUUGUAGUUGAUGUAAAGGAUUAAAACCACAAAUUGUCCUUCAUGGGUAGAGUCAGGAAACCUGGUGGCUUGGCAAGACGCACAUUAGUCAGUUCUCAGCAGCUAUAACCCUCGCUACUCCACACAGUUUAUUGAUUUCAAAUUGUCUGGUACCAUUUGAACAAAUAUUUAGAAUAAAAAAAUUUUCUCAGUC
Molecule: messenger RNA, 7912 nt
Organism: Nycticebus coucang (slow loris)
Lineage: Eukaryota; Metazoa; Chordata; Mammalia; Primates; Lorisidae
Gene: HOXD3
Product: homeobox D3
Exons: 4
Coding region: 5816-7114 (432 amino acids)
Biological process (GO): regulation of transcription by RNA polymerase II
Cellular component (GO): nucleus
Molecular function (GO): DNA-binding transcription factor activity, RNA polymerase II-specific; RNA polymerase II cis-regulatory region sequence-specific DNA binding
Source: RefSeq, a predicted model, not a curated record